This is a messenger RNA of Osmia bicornis bicornis, 1493 nucleotides long. It is a transcript of the gene Uvop, whose product is annotated as opsin, ultraviolet-sensitive. The coding region runs from base 239 to 1354 and encodes 371 amino acids. The transcript has 5 exons. Gene Ontology annotation, molecular function: G protein-coupled receptor activity. Gene Ontology annotation, biological process: G protein-coupled receptor signaling pathway; visual perception. Lineage: Eukaryota; Metazoa; Arthropoda; Insecta; Hymenoptera; Megachilidae. The record is from RefSeq and is a predicted model, not a curated record. Gene Ontology annotation, cellular component: membrane.
AUUCUUUGAUAAAAUCAAAAUGCAGACUGAUGAUCUGUGUGACUAACUUUUACGACAUUGACGCACAUUUCUGCUGACCCAGAGCAACUAGGGGAUAAUCCGUUGGCUGAUCCUUGUGUGAAGCCAGCUAAGCUAACGGAUUAGGGUUUCGUUGAUUCAAGAGGGUAGAACGAAUGGUAUAAAACAGCUGGUUGAUCAACUGUAUCAAGGAGAGGGGCUGGCAGACGGAGCGGACGACAUGUCCAACGACAGUAUUCAUUGGGAAGCGAGAUAUUUACCAGCAGGACCACCACGUUUGCUGGGAUGGAACGUUCCCCCUGAAGAAUUAGUUCAUAUACCGGAACACUGGCUGGUCUUUCCUGAGCCAAACCCCUCCCUUCAUUAUUUAUUGGCCCUCUUAUAUAUUCUUUUUACUUUCCUUGCUUUACUUGGCAAUGGCUUGGUGAUAUGGAUCUUUUGCGCCGCCAAAUCACUGAGGACACCUUCAAACAUGUUCGUUGUGAAUCUUGCGAUUUGUGACUUCUUCAUGAUGAUCAAAACUCCAAUCUUUAUAUACAAUUCCUUUAACACUGGUUUCGCUUUGGGAAACUUAGGAUGUCAAAUAUUCGCGGUAAUUGGUUCCUUGACUGGAAUUGGUGCUGCAAUAACAAAUGCAGCAAUAGCAUAUGAUAGAUAUAGUACAAUAGCAAGGCCGCUUGAUGGAAAGUUAUCCCGCGGGCAAGUGAUGCUUUUCAUUGUACUAAUCUGGACGUAUACCAUACCUUGGGCACUGAUGCCCGUCAUGGGUGUUUGGGGACGUUUCGUACCCGAAGGAUUUCUCACCAGCUGCAGCUUCGAUUACUUGACCGACACGAAUGAAAUACGAAUUUUCGUUGCUACUAUAUUCACUUUCUCCUACGCCAUUCCAAUGAUGCUUAUAAUCUAUUACUACAGUCAAAUCGUCAGUCAUGUAGUAAAUCAUGAGAAAGCGCUACGUGAACAAGCUAAGAAGAUGAAUGUCGACAGUUUACGGAGUAAUGCGAACACGAGUAGCCAGAGCGCUGAGAUUCGCAUAGCUAAGGCUGCCAUUACAAUUUGCUUCUUAUUCAUUCUCUCGUGGACUCCAUAUGGUGUAAUGGCAAUGAUUGGAGCAUUUGGUAAUAAAGCUCUUCUGACACCCGGUGUUACAAUGAUACCAGCAUGCACAUGUAAAGCUGUUGCUUGUUUGGAUCCAUAUGUAUAUGCCAUAAGUCAUCCGAAAUAUAGAUUGGAACUACAAAAACGAUUACCAUGGUUAGAGUUACAAGAGAAGCCCAUAUCUGAUUCGCAAAGCACCACAACUGAAACAGUAAAUGCACCACCGGCAUCAAGCUAGACUUGAAUUAAAAACUCUUGUUUCUAAAAAACAAAAGAUACUUGGUUUUAAUUGACAUUUUCUUUCCACUUUGUUAAAAACAAGUGAUCCUUGUAUUAUAGCAAAUGCAACUGCAAUAAAGCAAUUUCCUCGCAAUGUA